Molecule: messenger RNA, 2425 nt
Organism: Cydia strobilella
Lineage: Eukaryota; Metazoa; Arthropoda; Insecta; Lepidoptera; Tortricidae
Exons: 9
Coding region: 175-2364 (729 amino acids)
Source: RefSeq, a predicted model, not a curated record
AAAUAAUUGAAUUGCAUCAUAACAUUAAAGAAGAUAUUGUUUUUGUUUGAUCAAUAAAGAAUAAUUAAUUCUUUAUUAGUAGCCUUGUAGUAGUCCUUUCCUUCUGUCAAACUGAUAAGGUUGUAAUUUGAUCGGUGUUACUUUGUUACUUUUUCUUGUUCAUACUGAGUGAAUAUGGGAGACAUGGAUGUAGAAUAUUCCACUGCGCAAAACGACGUGAUAUUCGAGGCCCAUGAGAAUGCUCCGUUCGGGAUCGAAACGGCAGCUGAGGCUGCCCCUGUGCCGCUUUCACCGGUUCAAAUACAGCAAGAAUACUUUGAGAAUCUGCCUGAUUGCGACUGGGUGAAGUAUGAACUGCACAAUAGAAACUAUUUGCUCCAAAACAUGGCAUUUGCCUUAUUUGGUAGUCCAAGCACGGAAGGCGAGCUAAGUGAAGUGAGGAAUGAAAGCGAUAUCCAUCUCGAGGGCUACACACACCGGCAAAAGGAACAGGUCAUGAGGGUGUAUGAGAAGGUGUGCGAUCAGAGCAAAUACACUCAAAACGAUGAAGAUGUGAUGAUAUCAGUACUUCUAAUAGUAUGUGCCAGACCAAAACCAGUGAAGUUCUACCAGAUUACACCAUCCAACCACUGGUUAGAUCUGCAUCAGAAGACCGACAGUGAAAUAUGGUGCACAGCUGUGUUUAGAGUAAGGAAAUGUAUUCCACAAACUGUUGGUGCCAAAUCCUGUAAAGUAUUUAUCGACGAGGAUGCUCGAGUAUACCAGGACUGGGAGUCUUAUUUGCUCAACAACACGCAACCUAAAUGUGUCCUUAUAGUGCCUGAGAAUGGAGAAUAUGAUGGGACUAUUAUUGAGGGAGGUGACCGAACAUUCGCAGUGAAACUCACAGUAGCACCGUCUCCCACACUCGGCAUCAAAGCGAAAGUGCUCAGUACAGUCGAUACAGCAAGCACCGUAGCUUCCAUCGGCGCUAUAGGCGUGCUCGGUGUGGCCGCGUUCACACCUGUGGCCCCGGUCGUAUUGGCCGGGGCUGCUGUGGCCACAGUUUCUACUUGCUUGUACGGGCUUGUGAGGUCGUCACUGCAUUUGCACGAUCGAAGUUCACAUGAGCAGAGUAUCAGCCCCACGGACGCAGAAGCCCGGGGCAGCUGGAUAAAUAUUGCUGCAUCGAGUGUGGGGCUGGCAGCCGGCGCCGCGUCCAACCUGCUGGCGCGCUCGGCCGCCGCGGGAACUAACAUGACAAAGACCGGACAAGCUCUGGCGGUGUCUGUCGAGGUGCUUCGUCAUGCGAACCUGGUGACCGGCGGCGCAGGUGUCGUCAACAGUCUUGUGCACAUCAUACUUAAAUACCACCAUGGAGAGCAGCCGACGAAACUGGAGUUGUUCCAGUUCACAGCAGCAACUCUGUUCUUCUGCCACGCCGUCAUGUCCAACAAGACGGCGCAGAGCAUCAUAGAAGACGCCCAGGCUAAGGCCAUCAACGAAUAUCGGUCUACACUCAGGAGUAAUAGACACAGGAAAAUCUUUGACAAGCUGAGCGCCGAAUCUCGCCGAGUGGCGGGCACCGUCCAAGGCAACACGGAGGUGAUCCGCGGCAUCCAGAGCAUCGGCGACAAGGACCAGUACUUCGCGUCCGUCCUCAAGAUCAACAAGGACAUCAACACGCACAAACUCCGCAUCUCCAUGACCGCUGACGGACAAGUCAACUUAAACGCCCAGCACAAAUUCAACCCAGCAGACCUUAGCAUGCUGGAUCCCAAUGGUAGGAGCCAAUUGUUCAACUCCCUAGGCCCUGACACGCUACUAGCCAAAAAUGUUUCUACAAAAUUAUCCACACCAAUCACAGCCACGGGAGGCUAUCUUGAUAACCAAGAAGAGGAAAACAACAACCUUCUAGUCGGCAUACAUCCUGGUGAAGUGCUACGCAUUGGUACGUAUUUAGUACGCAUCAGCGCUUCAGGCACGCAAAAUAUAGCGAAACUCCUAGAGGAUUUAAGCCAGGACAUAUACGCGAAUCUUAUGACUGUAGCAUUUAAUAUUCUUUCUAAUCUCUUACCGAAUGAUAUAGCCAGGCUCCGACUCUUGAGUCCUGAUGAGGAUUUGGUCAUGCAGAUCGUCAAUUUCGUCUUCAAUUAUAUGAAACAUGAGAGGCCUUUAGGCGACCCGUGUGCGGAAAACGACAAUGGUAUCAUUUAUGUUUUGAAAGAGUUCUUCCAAGAAGGAAGGGUGCGCCAGGAUGUCAUUCUCCUGUUGAAGGAUCGUCUGAUGACGUGGGUCGAAGAAGAGAUUGAUGCUAGAGCGCAAAGGUUCCCAAAUAAGAAGCAAAUCAUUUGUGACCUCUGUCAAGGUAUUCGGUUUGCGUAGAUCGUAGAUUAUGCAAACAGCAAGCGUGAUGCUUACAUACUUUUUUUUAUUUAAAGAUACA